Messenger RNA from Necator americanus (New World hookworm), 231 nucleotides. RefSeq lists its product as uncharacterized. The record is from RefSeq and is a predicted model, not a curated record. The coding region runs from base 1 to 231 and encodes 76 amino acids. The transcript has 4 exons. Lineage: Eukaryota; Metazoa; Nematoda; Chromadorea; Rhabditida; Ancylostomatidae.
AUGGUGUCCAAUCGUUCAAUCCACAACCAACACCAAUCACAACAGACCAUUCCCACGAACUCGUCUUCUUUGCAAUUCGCUAGGAAAAAUCAAAAACAUGUCAACUACCGAUCUAAAGGCUUCAGGUUGCUGGAGUGUUCUCAGAGCACAAAGUGCCAAAUGGUCAAAGCAUUUGCCUUGUCACUUCCGCCUUUUUUUAAUAUCUGUUGGUACUGCAACGGUACAUUCUGA